AUGUCAUCAAUCAGAAUUUUAAUCAAAACCAGGCAAGAAGAAGUCUGUAAGACGAGGAAACCUAAUGGGGUAGUGUUCGAAGCCAACGAAAUAUCCAUUCAGUACAAAAGGAAGAAACUGAAAAAGAAAGAAUGCUCAGGAGGUUUCAUAUGCGAGAUUUAUACUGUUGGGGCUCCACCACUUGAUGACUUAAUACUCACAUACCAGGCAAAACAACAGUUGCUAUACUCGAUGGAGUACCUGGAGAAUGUGGUGGAUGCAGCACGAGGCCUCCUUCAAAGACUGUCAGACGUCCUGAAGAAUAAUCCAGCAACUUCCCGGAAAAAGCAGAGACGCCAGGCCCAAAGUAGCAGUGUUUCUGAAAGAUCACUGGAGAGGUUGAUUGAAUUACUUGCCCUUUCAGUCUCUGCCAUCAGAAAUCCGGACGCUGGCUUGAUCAAUAGCACCAUCGCUGAAAUGCUGAUUUAUCUAGGUGAUGUCGACAUUUUGCUAGCACGGGUCAGUGCCAACCCUUCAAACUUCAAUUUAAGUUCAGUGAGCAAAAGUGUGGACGAUGGAUUUAAGAUUUAA
Macrobrachium nipponense is the source of this 570-nucleotide messenger RNA. RefSeq lists its product as uncharacterized. The transcript is spliced from 3 exons. Lineage: Eukaryota; Metazoa; Arthropoda; Malacostraca; Decapoda; Palaemonidae. The record is from RefSeq and is a predicted model, not a curated record. Bases 1 to 570 code for a protein of 189 amino acids.